Messenger RNA from Coregonus sp. 'balchen', 909 nucleotides. The record is from the annotation of a GenBank genome assembly. NCBI's taxonomy places the organism in Eukaryota, Metazoa, Chordata, Actinopteri, Salmoniformes, Salmonidae.
GUGGAACACCAGUAUACCCAUAAGUUCAAAGUGACUGUGGUACGAGCUGAGAAGGUGACCAAGGGUUCUACCCUGGGAGACUUUUGUGAGUUCCUCCAUCUGUCCAAGUUAACUCACUGUGUCCACAUUACAGUAUUGUUGUGUGUGUGUGUGUACGUAUGUUUGAGAGAGAUGAGGUGAUGCACAUAGAAGUGGUGUUGCUUUUUCAGUGCCUGUGGUUUUUCUCAUGUUUAAUCACACUGUCUGUCUGUCUGUGUCGUUCUGUCUGUAUUUCUAAGAGCAGUGGACACUCCAGACCCCUACGUGGAGUUGUUCAUCCCAACGACUCCCGAGUCAAGAAAACGGACGCGGCACAUUGACAAUGACGUAAACCCCAUAUGGAACGAGACCUUUGAGUUCAUACUGGACCCCAAUCAGGAAAAUACUCUAGAGGUUAACACAUUGCACUAUACUUUGAACUGAGCUACAUUACACUACAUAACACUACAUUACACUACAUAACAAUACAUAACACUACAUUACACUACCUAACACUACAUUGCACUACAUUACACUACAUUACACUACAUAACACUGCAUUACACUACAUAACACUACAUUACAAUACAUAACGCAGCAAGCUAUGGCUAGACACCAUCAAGCAUGAUGCAUUCUGUCUUAGCAAUAAGAUAGUAAUUUCAGUUAUUUUUAAGUAGGCAUCAAUACUUUUGCUUUCAAGAAACCCUAUGUUGGGGACCAUCUAUCAAGAUAAAUAUAAUUUUUUGUAUUUCAUGGUUUGUGAAUUUGCUAUUUCAGUUGACAUUGAUGGAUGCUAACUAUGUCAUGGAUGAGACCCUGGGAACGGCCUCGUUCUCCAUCGCUAAACUCAAAGUGGGACAACCAGAAGUGGUUCCCUUCCUCAUCGGCAAG